UCAUACCCUACCAUCAUACAGAGCUCCUCUCAUACCCACCGCCAUUCUUCUGGCGUCCCUCAGUCCUCGGCCUUCGCCAGGACCACUUCUCCAUCUCAUCAGCGAGCGAGGUAGCCUCUCCCAGGCAGAGGUCGCCUAAAGCAUGGCUGCGUCCGGCGAGGCGAGCGGCAGCGCGUCUAAUGCUUCCGCUGCCACACCAUCCGCAACCUCGACGGGUGCUACCACAGCCGCACAAGCCGGCGCCCCUGCUGCCAGCUCUUCUCGACCUUCCUUUCCCAAGCUGGAGGAGUUGGCGGCUAGAAUUGUAGACACAAGUUCCGAUCUCACGAGACGGUACACCGCUGCGCAAGAGCUUCGCGAGAGUGCUGAAGCGUUUCAGAACCAGGACUUUGUGGCCUACAUCAAAGCCCUUGUCAGCACCUUUCUCAAAACCUUUGAGACAACUCAACCGAGCUUCCGUUCAGACGCCCCCGAGCAUCGGUUACGCAAUGUCCUGCUCGAGACGUUGCGGAGGCUCCCUGCCUUCGAGCCCAUGCGUAGGUUCGCCAAGCAAUUAGUUCCGGUCCUGCUUCAGAUCUUGAAAGAGGACAACGAAGAUAAUGGGGAGCUGACCAUGAAGAUCUUGUCCGAGAUGCUGCGAUCUUGCAAGGACGAAUGUGAAGAAUUUGCCUUGCCAUUCUUCGAGCAGAUCAAGACGUUCUUUGUUGGCAUGCCAGCUACAGUGGAUACCUUCUUUGGCUCGGGAGGAAAUACCGUUCUAGCUAAUACAGCAACCCAUCCCUCCUCGUCCGACUCUCCUGCCACUUCAGCCUCCUCCCCUGCAGAUGGCUCUACUUCACAAUCCGCCGAGGCCUCGUCGCUCGGCGGAGGCGCCUCAGCCUCCUCGAGCACAGCUCCAAAGUCGCUCUCCCGCACAUCUGCUGGUUUCAGAGUCUUAGCAGACUGCCCUAUCGCUGUGGUCUUAGUCUUGCAGACCUACCAGCAUCUCAUCAAACCCGCCUUGAACGCUUUCAUACCGUUCAUCUUUGAUGGCUGCCUACUGCUGCAAGCACGACCUCAACGCGAGGCUCACGAAGCAGCCCAAGCGCGCGGAGAGAUCUUUGUUGGUGUGGCCCCGAACAUCAAAAAUCGGACUGCCUACGCCGAGAUGAUUCACGCCCAGAUCAAGACCAUGAGCUUUCUCGCGUAUGUCAUCAAGAGCGGGCUACCGGCGAUCAAGGACUAUGCUCCGAUACUUCCUGGAGUCAGCGUCCGCCUACUCGAAGAUUGCCCACCUGAAGCUGCAGGGGGACGCAAGGAGCUUCUCGUGGCUGUAAGACAUAUCCUGGGCACAGAGCUAAGAAGCCAUUUUGCAGGUCAAAUCGAUACCCUGCUCGACGAUCGUGUCUUGCUUGGCACCGGCGUCACGUCUCGAGAGAUGCACCGACCUCUUGCGAUCAGUAUGCUGGCUGAUCUGAUCCACCACUCUCGAGCCGAGCUAUCGGCCGCUCAGCUGGCCCGGAUCGUUCAUGUUCAUGGCAAAGUGCUCCACGAUUCGACCCUUGCUCCGGCAAUCCAGACGAUGUGCGCCAAGCUUUUGCUUAAUCUUGUGGAGGCAAUUAUCACCAAUGACCCCGAUGGCGCCAAUCAGUUGCUUCGACAGAUUCUAGAUGCCUUCAUCGAAAAGAUGAGGAACCUGCCUCGCUUCAAGGAGGACUGGGAAGUCAACCGCAAGAGAAGGGAAGCUCAGGCGAAGGGCGAGACGAUCGAAAGAGCCAAUGUGGUGACGAUCGAGAGAAGCCGACCGAUACAGGGAGGGCACAUGCUCUAUGAGCAUCGAGACAGCGAUGUGCUGAAGGAUGUUCUUUUCUUGUUGCGGAAUCUCUUCACCGGCUUCAAGACACUCCUGGCUCUCCUCAAGCGUCGCGGGGCUCCGGAACCUGACGCCGAUACUUUCGGAGUCUUGUUCUGUGCCGGGGUCGACUGCUGGUCGAUGAUCGAUCAUCGGGAACCUGCUCAGGAGAAGGAGAUGAUGGAUCUUUUCAUUCCAAUUUUCUACGAUCUGUCCCCGCAGACAUUUCACGAAGUCUUCACAACGAACUUGGCAUUCUUGUACGAUCGGAUGCUCACAAACAACUCGCUCAUGGGUGUGCCUCAAAACCUGCUCUCCAUGAGCAGCACUUCGCGACGCUUCGUCGGCAUUGUCUUGCGGUUUCUAGCUGAUCGCCUCGAUGAUCUUGGAGAUGCCGAUCGAAAAAAUGCAACGGUCACACUGCGACUUUUCAAACUUGCUUUCAUGGCGGUCACGAUCUAUCCCGAGGAAAAUGAAUCGAUGCUACAACCGCACCUUGGCUACUUCAUCAUGCAUUCCAUGAAGCUCGCUGCCAAAGCGACGGAGCCCUCCAACUAUUUUCUGUUGCUCAGGGCUCUCUUCAGGAGUAUCGGAGGGGGCAAAUUCGAGCUGCUCUACAAAGAUGUAUUGCCACUUCUGCCGGUGAUGCUUGAGCAGCUUCAUACGUUCCUCGAUGCCGCUGAGUCGCCCCAGCAGGAGACCUUUGUUGACCUGUGUCUGACGGUUCCCGUUCGUCUCAGUGCGCUGUUGCCAUAUCUUGGCUAUCUCAUGAAGCCACUCGUACUUGCUCUUCGUUCAUCCGGGGAUCUGCUUUCGCAAGGCCUCAGAACGCUGGAACUGUGCAUCGACAACCUGACUCAGGAAUUCCUGGAUCCCAUCAUGGCCCCUUAUCAGGUAGACAUUAUGAAAGCAUUGUGGGAGCAUCUUCAGCCUCUGCCUCAUCCUCAUGCUCACUCACAUACAACUAUGAGAAUUCUCGGUAAGAUGGGCGGGCGAAAUCGCAGGAUCUUACAGCAGCCUCCGACGAUCAAUUGGCAGAGUCAACGGGAUACUGGGCAUUUCACCGUAAACUUUGGUACUGGUCGGAGUCAGUCGAUGAAGCUGAAGCCGAUCAUGGAGUUGGCUCUUGCGAACGUUCGCAGAGGGGACCCGUUCUACCGUAAGCAUUCAUGGGAACUUCUGCGCCACGCUGCUGCCCUUUACUCGGACGGCUCUCUUACACAUGGCCAAGCGCAGAUCGAGGCGGCCUUCGAGAAGGUCGUUCACGGCAUCUUUGAGGCAACGAGGACAGACGAUUUGGCAGAGCAAGCCAGGCCCUACGUCAUCGAACUCUCGGUACAUGUCUUCAGCCUCGAAAUGAAGCGAUUCCCAGAGGAACCGACCUCACGGGAUCUGCCAGCAGCUGGGCUUGCCCCUUUGACCUCCGCAUUCCUUGGUGGUAUUGUAGAGACACUGUCAAGCAUCGCAAACGAGGCACCCGACCUUGCUGCCCACACUGAGCUGAUCCUCGAUAUCCUCAAGUCUACCAAGGCCACCUGCCGACACCCUGCAAAGGCGCUUGCAGCAGCCGAGAAUGACAGCGGUACAAGGAACGAUCCGUCUCGAUCUCGGGAGCAUCCUACGCUCUGGCUGUUCAUUAUCAAGCGCUUGAGCAGUAAGCUUUGCGGUCUUUGCUACGACAAGCUUUGGGCCCGCAAGACUGGUGCGUGGACAGCGCUUGAUGCUAUCAUACGCCGAGCUGAAGUACCCAUUGCAUGGUUGCGAGAUACACAAUUGGAGAUUGUGCGAGCGCUGGUGUUCAUGCUCAAAGAUAUGCCGACGGAUCCUCCGCGUAAUGCAGAGGCCGUAGGCGCAACAUUGCUCCAUGUCUUAGAGCUUGCCAAUACACCUCCAGAGGGCAUCGAAGCUGCCGACGAAGACGAGCGCAGCCAAUGGGACAGACAAAGGGAGAAUUCUCAGACAUUGCUAAUUGGUGCUCUCGUCGGCGAGCUCGCAAGCUCCAACAGCAUGGUGCGAUCAGUCACGCGGGAAGCUUUCCGUCUCUUGGCAAAGAUGAGGGGCCAAGGUGUCACCGCACUUCUCGCGCCUGUCAAAGAUCGCUUGCUCGGACCGAUCUUUGGUAAACCACUACGAGCCCUGCCCUUCGGCAUGCAGAUCGGCCAUAUAGACGCCAUCACAUUUUGCCUGGAGCUGGAUCCGCCCUUACCAGCAUUCAACGAAGAGCUGUUCCGCGUCCUGACGGAAGCCUGCGCUCUUGCCGAUGCAGACGACGCCGCACUAGUCGGACGAGCUCAGCACUACAAAAACACUGUCGCGGUAACCAAUUUACGUGUGGUCGCCAUCCGCCUGCUAGCGUCUGCCAUGAAUCGCCCGGAAUUUCAGGGACCGAAACAUCAAGAUCAGAGGUUACGCAUCAUCUCUAUGUACUUCAAGAGCCUUUACUCGCGCUCCGAAGCAGUUGUAGACGUUGCUUACAGUAGCCUCGAAGAGACUUUGCAGGAUCAGACCAAACUGCCCAAGGAUGUGCUACGGUCCGGCCUCACACCAAUUCUUCAGACACUCGCUGAUUCUUCCAAGCUGACGGUUGUAGGCUUGGACGGUCUGGCAAGGCUAUUGAAGCUUCUCACAACAUACUUCAAGGUCGAAAUCGGAGGCAAGCUCCUGAGCCACAUGCAAGCUAUUUCGCAUGCGCCAAUGCUUGAGAGGGCAAGUGCUGGGGACCUUCAAGGCCCCCAGUACGCUGAUGCGCAUCAUCUGCUCCACUCCAAGCUACCGCGUGAUAGCGAUGUCAUUGAGACGCUGUGUGCAAUAGUACGAGUCUUCCCGCUGCUUCCACCAGCGGCCGUCCAAUUCAUGGAACAGCUCGUCAAUACCGUCAUACACAUUGAGACCACUCUCCGCCGCUGUGGUCCCACUCCCUUCACUAAACCACUAGCUACGUUCUUAGACAAAUAUCCAGAGGCUACGUGCGACUACUUUGCAACACGGCUUGAAGAUCAACGACAUGCAAGAUGCUUGCGACUGGCUAUCGCAUCGACCGAGUCGACACAUCUACGGGCAAAGCUCUCUGAGCGACGCGGAGAGAUCAUUGUUCCUCUCUUGGCUCGACAGGAUCGACCUCAGCUCAUCUGUGUAGGUCUUGAGCUCAUCAAAGCCUUCGGCGUUCAAGAGCCUGACUGGUUGAUCAAGCACGAUGACGUCUUUGAGGCUAUACGAGGGCUGUGGAGAGAUUCGGCUUGUCAAAAGCGAAGGCGAGAAGAAGCCAAUGCGGGUCCACACUGCGAGUCUUCUCUCCUGCUUGAACUCUACAAGGCUUACCUGUCAAGAAAAGAUCAUCUCGAAGCCUACUUCGAGCUACUGGAUGCAUUUACUUUCCACAGCUGUCUGGAUAUGACCCCCACUCUUCGCUUCUGCUAUGAUAGGGUCGCUCUCAAUGGCUCCGUUGCGCUCAAAAGACAAGUGAUUACGAAAUGGAUCGAAGUUCUCGAGAAUCAAAACGUCGGCCAGAAUUACAAGACGCAGGUGCUUCGCGUUCUUGUCAAUCCUGUUCUCCAGGCUGCGCCCAGACCAAAUGAUGCAGAAGACAAAAAAGCUGCCGCCAAAAAGGGCAACAAAAGUGAAGAUACGGCAGAGGAUACCGUGAUGGCCGAUGCAACGACGUCAGAUGCCUCCGAUGAGAGCGUCAGCACCCCACUGUUCGACAGUGAUCUUUUUUAUUCUGUCCUGAAUCGCGUCUGGAAACCCUUCCAGUCUAAGAUCGGUUUGCAGCUCUGCUCGGACGAUGGUCAUCGAGUCGAAUUGCUGCACGCUUCAACGAUGACUCUGGAGCAUUGCUCGCACCUCCUCACGUCGGCUGGAGGUCCUCGUCGAGAGACGAUCAAAUUCGGCUGGGCACAUAUGCCUUCAGAGGAUGUGACGGUGAAAAAUGCAGCGUAUAUCUUCAUUGCCCGCUUCCUCGAGUACUGCGAAUCUCCCAUGAAGAUCAUCGGUCAGAUUUACACCGGAAUGUUGCGAACUGAGAAGGCGGAAGGUCGCAACCUGCUCCGCAGGGCAUUGGAUAUCCUCGUUCCAGCUUUGCCCAAGCGCGUGCCAGCACCUAGCGAUGGUGGGCUACCCUGGUGGAUCCGUUGGACGAAGCAACUCUUGGUGACCGAAGGUCAUACGGCUGCCGUUGUGCUCAACAUCAUGAACCUUCUCGUGCGGCACGCAGAUCUGUUCUAUCCCUAUCGAGAAGCCUUCGUGCCUCAGAUGGCUAGCAGCUUGGCCAAGUUCGGAUCAGGUCAGUCCGUGGAACAGAAGCUGCUCGCCAUUGACGUUGUUGACCUCAUUGUUCGAUGGGAGAAAAAGAGGAAUGGAAUAGCCGAAGAAGGGAGCGAAUCUGGCGUUGGCGACCCUAAAGCCAAAGAAGCAACCGACAAGACCACUCAGGAUGGACAAGAUUCCGAGGUCGCUGAUUCCAAGGUCUCGACAAGAAAGAGGACGAACGAAGCAGCUGAAGGGCAGACAACCGACCGCCAGAAGAGGACACGUCUCGAUCAGAAAGGCAAUGCCGCAACACCAUCGGUCACUCCGGCUGCUGGUCUUGUAGAUGAGCACGCCUACUCUGUGCCGAAGAAUGUCCGCGAAACUUUGGUCAAUUUCCUACUUCGCUCUAUUUGCUUCUCGACCGAGUCAAUGACUCGUGGCUCAGUGGGCAGAGCUUUUAUGACUUAUCGAGAAAUUGCCGCGAUGGGAUUCUGGAACAUCUGUGAUAUCAAGCUCAACGUCUUCCAGCGACCCCUCAUGGCAGCUGACUUGAACGAUAUUGAACCGUUCAGCAGCGGCUUCAACAUCGUCUGCAACUCGCUUCAGGCUCUACGUGUCAUUUGCAAGGACAAGUCCGACGCUUGGUUCGCGGCUCAUGCGCCUCAACUGUGCAAGCUCUUGGAGAAGAGUGUGAGGAUGAGCCAGCCGAUCGUGGUUGAGUUGACGCGUACUAUUCUCGAGAGAGUCUUCGAGGCUGUGCCCGACAUCCGGCCAGAAGACAGGGAUGCAGAUGGUGAAGAGGACGACGACGUUUCAGUCAGCGGCGCCUCACGUGCCGGCCCCCCAGCAAAGUCGGUUGCUGCUGAGUCCAAAUCGACGCAGCAUGACCCUGAAGAAGUUCCUGGCCUCGUACGGGCUUUCGGUGACAAGGCUAUCAGCGAUGGCUUCAACGAAUGGAGAAACCCUUUCGCGUCCUUCGUGGUCCUUGGCGCCUGGGCCAAAUCAAAGCCAGAGAGGAUCGACGCUUAUUUGGGUCCUCUUAUCAAAGCUUUGUCUCGCUCAACCAGGGAACAUCUGGCUCAACAACCCUCCGCGAAGCCUUACAACGUUGAUGGAACGAUCAAACUUCUCUUGAUGUCAUUGGAUCUGACCAAGACCCGUAUCUCGCACCUAGGCGAGCAGCGACGAUGGUGGCUGAGCGCUGCUGUUCAGCUCGGUGAGAAGUCUUCGAGCAUCGAAGUAUGUCGCUUCCUACUGGGAGCGCUAUCGAAGUGGGUGCUAGAUGGCCAGGAGGCUUUCCCCACCGUCAAAGAAAAGGCAGGUCUACUUGUCAAGAUGAUCACAUUCGAGAAUCGGGACGACGAUGAGCUGCUUCGGGAGUAUCUUGAUUUGAUCUACAAGAUCUAUACAUCGCCGCAAUUAGCUCGCACCGAGCUGACGGUCAAGCUUGAGCCAGCCUUUCUACUCGGAUGCCGUCACCGAGAUCCAGUCUUGCGCCAGAAAUUCAUCGAUAUCUUCGACAAGACGCUCACCAAAGCUGUCCCGGGCCGAAUGCAAUAUCUCUUGGGGCAGCAGAGCUGGGAGCAUCUCGCUGAGUAUUUCUGGAUCACACAGGUGCUUGACCUCCUUCUGGGCUCAAUUGAGGGAGACCGUCCAUUCGUUCCAGGCGCAAGCGCAAUCUCUACGAAACAUCAGACCUCAUUUGUUCGGAACAUGCGUGGUCUUACCGUGGGGCCCUUCAUCACAUCGCUCCGAGCGCUGUUGUACGCAUCACGACAAGGCACUCAUGACAUUUUUGUCGACUUCUUCAAGGCUGCAUGGGCUGCUCUUCCGCGCAAACAUCAGCUCGAUGUCACGAAGGCUCUCAUUGGCAUCUUGACUCGCGAGUAUCAUCUCCGUCAGGUCACCAGACGGCCCAAUGUCGUACAGACACUCCUGGAUGGCGCGCAGGCGUGUCAGCCGCAACCAGAGUUGCCCCCGCACGUGGUCAAGUAUCUGGGCAAGACCUUUAAAGCAUGGCACACGUCAGUCGACUUGCUGCAGAAUCUCAUCAACACGCUGCCGAGGGAAGACGAUUCAAUCCGCGAAGCUACGCAAGACGCUCAGGCCGAAAUGUUCGCUGAGUUGGCCGAAGACGACUGCUUCUAUGGUCUUUGGCGUCGUCGCUGCGUGUACGUGGAGACCAAUUCUGCUAUUGCGUGUGAGCAGUCAGGCAUGUGGGCAAAGGCGCAGAUCGCCUACGAGAACGCCCAGAUGCGAGCCCGAACUGGUGUCUUGACUUUCACAGAGGCUGAAUACAGCCUUUGGGAAGAUCACUGGGUGAUCUGUGCGCAGAAGCUGCAGCAGUGGGAGAUCCUCACUGAUCUAGCCAAACUCGAGGGAAACAAUGACCUCCUUCUGGAGUGUGCCUGGCGACUCAGUGACUGGGUGCAAGAGAAAGACUAUCUUGAACAAGCCCUCGAUAGUCUGUCUGCUGUGCCGACGCCUCGUCGACGGGUAUUUGCCGCCUUCAUGGCUCUCCUCAAGCAACAAGAUCGUUCUAAUCCGAGCGAAUUUGGUACGAUCUGCGAUGAGGCCAUUCAGCUUUCUCUGCGAAAGUGGCAUUCGCUUCCUCGUACUGUCACACAAGCCCACGUCCCCUUGCUGCAGAUCUUCCAGCAGUUCGUUGAGCUGCAGGAAGCUUCAACGAUUUUCUCCAGCCUAUCUCAGACCAAUGCAACGAACAUCGAUCAGCGGUCCGCUGACCUGAAAACUCUAAUGCAGACUUGGAGAGAGCGACUGCCGAACCUCUGGGACGACAUCAAUGCUUGGAGCGAUCUUGUGGCAUGGCGUCAGCAUGUCUUUUCUGCUGUGAACAAGGCCUAUCUUCCCCUCGUACCUCAUCUGCAGCCACCCGGGGGCCAAGGCUCGAGCACCAAUUCAUAUGCCUACAGAGGGUACCACGAGACUGCCUGGAUCAUCAAUCGCUUCGCACAUGUCGCCCGCAAGCAUUACCUCAACGACGUCUGCAUCAGCUCGCUCACCAAGAUCUACACUCUACCGAACAUUGAGAUUCAAGAGGCUUUCUUGAAACUACGAGAGCAAGCAAAGUGCCACUACAAAAAUUCGAACGAGCUCGCCCAAGGUCUAGAAGUCAUCAACAACACCAACUUGAUGUUCUUUGCUGCACCUCAGAAGGCCGAAUUCUUCACGCUCAAGGGCAUGUUCAUGGAGAAGCUGGGCCUAUCUGACGAUGCAAAUCAUGCAUUCGCAACAGCCAUCCAGAUGGACCUGAGUCUGGCCAAAGCCUGGGUCGAAUGGGGCAGAUACAAUGAGAGGAUGCUUCGUGAACAGCCAACAGCUGCCUUCUUUGCAGCGAGCGCUCUGAGUUGUUUCCUCCAAGCUGCCAGCCUCUUCAAGAACAGCAAGGUGCGCAAGAUUCUGAUUCGAGUACUUUGGCUUCUGAGCAAUGAGAACUCGCAGGCUCCUGCCAUAUCAGCUUUCGAGAGCUUCCGCGGAGAGCAUCCGACGUGGUACUGGGUCACAUUCACGCCUCAACUUCUGACAGCUUUGUCUCAGAGAGAAGUCGUGGUAGCAAAGCGUAUUUUGGUAUCAAUCGCCAAGAGCUAUCCCCAAGCCCUGUACUUUGGGGUACGUACGACCCGCGAGGAGUACUCACUGUUGCGUCGCAAUUUGGCCGUCCAUCGCGCGCAGCAAGCUCGUCAACAACUAGCUCAAGCUCAAGCACAGGCUCAGGCACAAGCCCAAGCCCAAGCCCAAGCCCAAGCCCAAGCACAAGCGCAGCAGCAGCAGCAGCAGCAGCAGCAGCAGCAAUCUCCACAGCCGUCGAAGGAGGUCGCCUCCAACGAUGUAGCGCCCGCAAAAGCUGGCCAGACUGAGUCGGAAACCGCGAGCAAGCCGGAGACUGCUGGAGAGACUGAAAAGAACUCGGACACGCCUGCUGCUACGCCGCGCGAGGCAAACAAUGGUAAGAGCGAGGAUCUGCCGUCUUCCACCAACGCUAGCCAGAAUGAAGGCCAGGAUAAAGGGAAGGAUGAAUCCUCAACGCCCAAGAAGGAGGCAUCGAACUCAGCACCGGAGGCCCCGAGCGGUCAGGGGCAGCCUUUCUCAUCGCAGCAGCAGCCCGGUUCUGCCGCCUCUUCUGCUGCCAAUGCGAAUCAGUCUUCGCCACAAGGAAGUGCUCGGCAGGUGCCUGGCGCCACUAAUGCAGCAGCUUCGCAGGCCUCACCUCCAUCGAGUGACAGCAAUGCACCCACUAGUGCGCCACAGCCUUGGGAUCAUGUUGACGUAGUCUACAAUACUCUGAAGACUGCUUUCCCACUGCUGGCUUUGACGAUGGAAAAUAUGGCCGAGCAAUUGGUGCAGCGCUUCAAGGCCAGCCCAGAGGAAGAUCUACACCGCCUCAUGAACGCCUUGUUGAGCGAAGCGCUCCAGCAGUACGUUACACGAGCCACAAUGGCGAAGGACGACGGCAAGCUGCCUGUCGCGACUCGUCAGAAUCUGCAACGUUUCAGUGAGAACCUGGCUCGCAGUAAUCUACGAGGUCCAUUCGAGGAGGACUUCAUCAAGCCUGACUUGACCUUGAGAGACUGCAUUCAGCGCCUACAGCAGUGGCGGGACCGCUACGAGAGCGCUAUUGACCGCCGGCCGACACGCAACCCGCUCGAGCAUUGCAGUCACUACCUUGUUGAAUUUCAGCACUUAAAGUUCGACGAGGUUGAAGUGCCAGGCCAAUACCUUGGUCACGAGGACAACAACUCUGACUUUGUAAAGAUCAGCCGAUUCAGUAACAACUUCGAGGUUGCACGCGCUACUGGCAGCUGUACGCGUCGAGUUUCGAUGCUGAGCAACAAGGGUCUCGUCCACUCCUUUGCCAUUCAGCUCAAUACUCCGCGACACUGCAGAAGAGAGGAGCGGACUAUGCAGCUAUUGCGUUGCCUCAAUGGUAUUCUGGAGAGGCGCAUCGAAACUCGUAAACGUGGACUGGCGUUCCACGUGCCCGCUGCAAUACCUUUGGCCACGCAUGCGCGUCUGCUCGAGAGUGACGCCAGCUUCGUCAGUCUGCAGGACAUCUAUGAGGAGCAUUGCAAGGACGUGGGGAUGGGCAAGGACGAGCCCCUGAUGCUCUGGGUUGAAAAGGUGAAAUCUGCGUGGGAUCCUACGAGAGGCCUGGUGGAGAUGGCAAAUCUGAGGAUGGACCUUCUGGACGAGAUCAGCGCCAAGAUGGUGCCUGAAACGAUCCUGUCGACUUACCUCACUCGAAGUAUGGCGACUCCGGAGGACCUCUGGCUCAUGCGCAAGCAGUUCACGCUUCAAACGGCUGCUGCCAUGUUCCUCACCUACGUCUUCUUCAUCUCGUCAAGAAUGCCGAGCCGCAUCCACAUUUCGCGCUCUCGAGGUCAUGUCUCGAUGACAGACCUCCUACCCUCGUUCAACCCUCAGAUGCCACAGCACAAGACUCCUGAUGCGACACCCUUCCGACUCAGUCCAAACAUGCAGCACUUCAUCGGGCCCAUUGGCGUCGAAGGCAUUCUCACCUCUUCGAUGAUGGCCCUGGGUCGCUGUCUCUCUGAGCCAGAGGGCAAAUUUGAGGAUCUCUUGGGCAUCUUUGUCAAGGAUGACCUGCCGCGUGAUGCACCUCUGCAGUUCAUCACGAGGACCAUCAGCGAGGUUGGCAAGCGAGCUAAGCUGCUCAGUGGUAAUCAUGGCCCGGCUGAGAGCUCGAUUCCAGUCUGUCAAGUCGUAUUGGAUCUGAUCAAUAGCGCUACGUCACCAGGCAAGUUGGCUCUGCAGGACCCUUUGUGGGCGCCCUGGUUGUAGUUGGGUCAGGAGUGGCGAUCAGUGGAAGGAGGAGGAGGCAGGGGCAGGCGAUGAAGCAAAAGAAGGAUUUGAAAAGAGAAAUCGGGAGGCAGGCGGCAUCGCACCUCACUCUGACGUCGUUUCCAUAUGCGUCAUGAUAGCUUUCUCCCUGUUUUGUUGUACACCAGAUGCGUUGUUGCGAAACUAUAUGAAUGAAGAAGUAAUGUCCACCG
This is a messenger RNA of Microstroma glucosiphilum, 12108 nucleotides long. RefSeq lists its product as hypothetical. Lineage: Eukaryota; Fungi; Basidiomycota; Exobasidiomycetes; Microstromatales; Microstromataceae. Gene Ontology annotation, cellular component: SAGA complex; NuA4 histone acetyltransferase complex; nucleus. Gene Ontology annotation, molecular function: transcription coregulator activity; protein binding. The record is from RefSeq and is a predicted model, not a curated record. The transcript is spliced from 5 exons. The coding region runs from base 143 to 11896 and encodes 3917 amino acids. Gene Ontology annotation, biological process: regulation of DNA-templated transcription; DNA repair.